Molecule: messenger RNA, 791 nt
Organism: Plutella xylostella (diamondback moth)
Lineage: Eukaryota; Metazoa; Arthropoda; Insecta; Lepidoptera; Plutellidae
Product: putative gamma-glutamylcyclotransferase CG2811
Cellular component (GO): cytosol
Molecular function (GO): gamma-glutamylaminecyclotransferase activity
Source: RefSeq, a predicted model, not a curated record
UUCGGCUGCAGCUUGUCGUCAAGUCAGAAAAGUUAUAAAACAAAGGUAAAAAUAUUUUUAAAUAAACUCAAAGCAGUCGCUUAUUCAUGAUUUAUGCGCUACGAAGUUAUAUAAAAAAACAAUACAUCUGUUAUCGCACUAUGACCCAUAAAGUAUUUGUCUAUGGAACGCUGAAGAAAAAUGAGCCCAAUCAUUAUUGGCUAACGGCCCCUGAGAAUGGCAAAGGAACUUUUGUGUCAGCGGCCACAACCAAGAAUAAGUAUCCACUUAUUAUAGCCACAAAAUACAACAUACCAUUCCUACUUUACAGUCCUGGAAAUGGACACCAUGUAUGUGGUGAGAUCUAUGAAGUGGAUGAUCUGAUGCUCAGCAAACUAGACAUACUGGAGGGGCACCCAGAUUACUACAUCAGAGAGGUGGAUGAUGUAGUUCCAAAAACAUUAGACAACAGCAACCAUGUCAAAUGCUGGGUGUAUUUUCUCAAGAAUUUCAAAAAAGAGUUACUUUCAAAGCCAAUGCUCGAGACAUAUUCAUCUUCGGGCAGCCACGGUCUUCCGUACACUGAAAGGUCUCAAAGGGAUCCCAAUUAUAAGACGAGUGAUGAAGUGAAAAAUAGGAAUUAAAUUGUUUAUUAUCAAUAACGAAUCUUCAGUGGAUGACAGCAUAGCAGAUUUAAUAGAAAAGGAGACGAAAUAAAGAGUGCUUGUGCUCGGCUAGAUCAUUCCAUAAGUGUUCUUAUUUACUAUUGUAUACAGUAAUACCUACUUAAUAUUAAAUGAUAUUAAUGUAAA